CUGGGAUAACAUGAGGGUGACAUGGAGAGGUGGCAUGUCUUUGAAGUGAUCAACCAAUAGUAGGGCAGCACAGAGAUGACGGAGUGCUUCCUGCCACCCAGUAGCAGCCCUGCGGAGCAGAGGAGGGCGGAGCACCCUGGGAGCGUGGCACGAACCCCAAGCUCCGAAGAGAUCAGCCCCACCAAGUUCCCGGGACUGUAUCGUACGGGCGACCCCUCACCCCCACAGGAAGGACACCACCAUGAGCCGCCUGAUGCCGUGUCCGAUGAGGAGAAGGAACACAAUAAGAAGAAGAAUAAGUUUAAGAAGAAGGAGAAACGGACCGAGGGAUACGCUGCGUUUCAGGAGGACAGUUCUGUGGAUGAGGCUGAGAGCCCAUCCAAGAUGAAGCGUUCCAAGGGCAUCAACGUUUUCAAGAAGCCCAGUUUCUCCAAGAAGAAGGAGAAGGAAUUUAAAGUGAAAGAGAAGGGGCCUAAAGAGGAGAAAGCCAAAGACAAGAAGUCUAAAGACCUGACGGCAGCAGAUGUGGUCAAACAGUGGAAAGAGAAGAAAAAGAAGAAAAAGCCCAGUGCCGAGUCUGAACCUGUCAUCGUGGAGACUCCAGUGACAUUGCAGCCGAUCUUCGGCGCUCCUUUGGCAGAAGCGGUGAGGAGAACAGCACUAUAUGAUGGGAUACAGCUUCCGGCCAUCUUUAGAGAGUGUGUGGACUACAUCGAGAGCUACGGGAUGAAAUGUGAAGGCAUUUAUCGUGUCUCUGGUAUGAAGUCUAAAGUGGACGAGCUGAAAGCAGCGUACGAUCGUGAGGAGUGUCUGUGUUUGGAGGAGUAUGAUCCUCACACAGUGGCCAGCCUGCUGAAGCAGUACCUGCGAGAGCUGCCCGAUAACCUGAUGAAUAAAGAUCUAGCUACGCGCUUCGAGGAGGCCUGCGGGCGGCCCAGCGAGGCGGAGAAACUGCAGGAGUUCCAGAAGCUCUUGGGGGAGGUGCCCGUGGGGAGCAGACUCCUCCUGGCCUGGCUCAUCACUCACAUGGACCAUGUCGUCGCACAUGAGGUCGAAACCAAGAUGAACAUCCAGAACAUCUCCAUUGUACUCAAUCCUACAAUACAGAUUGGUAACCGAGUGCUGUAUGUUUUUUUCACUCAUGUCCACGAGCUCUUCGGUGAUGUGGUUUUGAAGCCGGUGGUCCGUCCUCUGCGCUGGUCCAAUAUGGCAGCCAUGCCCACCCUACCUGAGACCCAGGAGACCAUUAAAGAGGAGAUUCGCAGACAGGAGUUCCUGUUGAAUCGUCUGCAUAGAGAUCUGCAGGCGGGUGUGAAGGAUCUGUCUAAGGAGGAGAGACUCUGGGAGGUGCAGCGAAUCGUCACCGCGCUCAAACGCAAACUCCGCGAGGCCAAGAGACAGGAGUGUGAGACUAAAAUCGCGCAGGAGAUCGCCAGCCUGUCUAAAGAGGACGUUUCAAAGGAGGAGAUGUUUGAGAAUGAGGAGGAAGUCAUUAAUCUGCUCCUGGCACAGGAGAAUGAGAUCCUUGCAGAGCAGGAGGAGUUGAUCUCUCUGGAGCAGGUGCUGAGACGACAGAUCGCCACAGAGAAAGAGGAGAUCGAGCGACUGCGCGCAGAGAUCGCAGAUAUACAGAGCCGACAGCAGGGUCGCAGUGAGACUGAAGAAUAUUCAUCAGACAGUGAGAGUGAGAGUGAAGAUGAAGAAGAACUACAGAUGAUUCUAGAAGAACUGCAGAAACAGAAUGAAGAACUUGAGAAUAAAAACACUCAUCUGAAUCAGGCCAUACAUGAGGAACAGGAGGCCAUUUUGGAACUGCGUGUUCAGCUCCGCCUUCUUCAUUGUCACAAGCUGCAGCAGGAGCUCACAGCCCCACCCAUAUCCGAACAGGCUCCACACUCCCUGCCCAGCCCAGAGGAACAAUCUUGAGCAGAUGAGCCAAUAAAACGCGGCACAGCAGCCAACAUAGUUUCCACAGGGGCAGCCGUGGCUACUGGGAAUGGGAAGCCAAUGGGAAGCCUGGAAAAAACGCAAUGAAACCAACACCCAGCAAAGACAAGCGAGAGAGCAACCUGUAAACUAUCACUAUACACUAUACUUCUCAAUCACUUCAGCCUUAUUUGAGUUUGCUCAUUGAGCUGCUGUGGCAUCUUGGGUUAAGGGUCAGGCUAAAACUCACACUCAAGAGUUUACCGCCAUUUCGCAAGGUGAAGCAAGAUAUGUUUAUUACACCAGGAGAAAACUGGACAGCAAAGAAUUGAACGUGGAGGAGGUAUUGUGAAAUGUAAAGGUCAAUAGGUCAAACGGGAGGAAAACGUUCCGUCAUUAAUGCAAUGGAAUAAAAUUAAAUGUAUUUGAUUUCAAUACUUGUUUAAAAUUAUGUAUGUGAAGUUUAAGCUGAAAUCAAUGGCAGUGCAAUCAGAUCUUUGUGAGUGCUCAAUUUAUUAUAUUUUGUUCUUUGACACAAGUCAAAUCUGACAAUGAGUGUAAUUCUCCUCUGAAAAAUAAUUUAAUAAAAAAUAGUUGAAAGCAUUAGGGAUUUUUUUUCUCAACUCUAAUGUACAUUUACAUUUACAUUUACAUUUAUGCAUUUGGCAGACGCUUUUAUCCAAAGCGACUUACAGAGCCCUUAUUACAGGGUCAAUCCCCCCUGGAGCAACCUGGAGUUAAGUGCCUUGCUCAAGGACACAAUGGUGGUGGCCGUGGGGUUAGAACCAGUGAUCUUCUGAUUAACAGCCCUGUACUCCAAACAUUACUCCAAACAUUACUUUUGGAAAUAGGAAAGAUUAGAAUAGAAGAACAGGGAGCCCUGCAACAGAUGCCAUGGACCCACAAAGCCCCCCACUGAACAUCGUGUCACUCUGAGAUUAUAUAAAGAGACAGAAGUAACUGAAACAGCCUAAAUAGACAGAAGAAAUGUGUCGACUUCUCCAAGAAGCUUGGAACAUCCUAUUUUCCAACAACCAAGAACAACUGUGUCCAGGUGUACCUUGGAGAACUGGAGCUGCAAAGGUGGUCACACCGAAUAUUGAUUUAGCUUUUUUAUGUUUACUGGACUUUGUAUGACAUUAAGUGAUAAAUGAAAAAAAUUUCAUUAUUUUUAAGACAUCCUCACUACACUACUAACAUUUUUCCUAAAGUACCUAAAA
Molecule: messenger RNA, 3146 nt
Organism: Xyrauchen texanus (razorback sucker)
Lineage: Eukaryota; Metazoa; Chordata; Actinopteri; Cypriniformes; Catostomidae
Product: ralA-binding protein 1-like
Exons: 10
Coding region: 76-1926 (616 amino acids)
Biological process (GO): positive regulation of GTPase activity; small GTPase-mediated signal transduction; endocytosis
Cellular component (GO): membrane
Molecular function (GO): small GTPase binding; GTPase activator activity
Source: RefSeq, a predicted model, not a curated record